This is a messenger RNA of Talaromyces marneffei, 675 nucleotides long. RefSeq lists its product as uncharacterized. Gene Ontology annotation, molecular function: hydrolase activity. NCBI's taxonomy places the organism in Eukaryota, Fungi, Ascomycota, Eurotiomycetes, Eurotiales, Trichocomaceae. The transcript has 3 exons. The record is from RefSeq and is a predicted model, not a curated record. The coding region runs from base 1 to 675 and encodes 224 amino acids.
AUGCGUACGUCUUUCCUUGCCCUUGUCCUGACUGCCGUUGCGUCGGCAGCGCCUGUCGCUCUAGAUAGCCGAACCACCUGCCACAGUGGUGUCUAUGUUAUCGGUGUUCGUGGCACCUCGGAGAGUGCAGGCUACGGAAGCGUGGGUUCUGUUGUAAGCAGCGUGCUUGCUGCUAUCCCUGGAUCUGCAGGCGUCGCACUCGACUACCCAGCGUCGUGGCUGGAUCCCCUCUACCCCGACUCUGUGACAGACGGCAUCAACACCUUGAUCAGUUUGGUUAAGAACUACGCCGACAACUGUAGUGGCAAUAUUGUACUGGUGGGCUUCAGUCAGGGAGCGAAUGUUAUCACCGAUGCCCUUGCGGGAGGCGUCGCUAAGCCUACACCUUUGGCCGCAAGCUAUAUCGACCAAAUCUCCGCGAUUACCGUCUUUGGAGACCCUAGUUUCACGCAUGGUCAGUCAUUUGAUGUUGGCACCGAUACCAGCAGCAACGGAAUUUUCUCCCGAGGUGGCGAUAGCCUUGCCCUACUCAACACGUACGCUGGUAAGAUUAGGAGCUAUUGUGAUGCUGGCGACGUAUACUGCGCCUCUGGAGACGUUUCGAGCGUUCACGGCCAAGAGGUUCCCACUUGGGGAAGCGAUGCUGUGCGAUUUAUUGUUAGCAUGAGCACGUAA